GCCGGCGGAUCCCGCAGCGUGCGGACAGGGGCGGGGACUAAACCCGAGGGCGUGAGGGCGGGAUCGGACUCGGGAGAUGGCGGCGGCAGCUGUGAGUGGUGCUAAGCGGCGCCUGCGGGCCGAGCUGAAGCAGCGUCUGCGGGCGAUGAGCGCCGAGGAACGGCUACGCCAGUCUCGCCUCUUGACCCAGAAGGUGAUUGCCCACAGUCAGUAUCAAAAAUCCAAAAGGAUUUCCAUCUUUCUGAGCAUGCAAGAUGAAAUUGAGACAGAAGAGAUCAUCAGGGACAUUUUCCAACAAGGCAAAACCUGCUUUAUCCCACGGUACCAGUUCAAUAGCAAUCACAUGGAUAUGGUGAAAUUAGCAUCACCUGAGGAAAUUUCUUCACUUCCCAAAACAUCCUGGAAUAUUCAUCAGCCUGGUGAGGAGGAGGUUCGGGAGGAAGCCUUGUCAACAGGGGGACUUGAUCUCAUCCUCAUGCCAGGUCUUGGGUUUGAUAAGCAUGGCAACCGGUUGGGGAGGGGCAAGGGCUACUAUGACACCUACCUGAAGCGCUGUCUGCAGCACCAGGAAGUGAAGCCCUACACCCUGGCCUUGGCUUUCAAAGAACAAAUUUGCGUCCAGGUCCCAGUGGACGAAAAUGACAUGAAGGUGGAUGAAGUCCUUUAUGAAGACUCUUCAGCAUCUUAAGUCCUGAUGACUGCAGCCAAAUAAUCAGUGUUUUGUAUGGAAAAUGUGUAUUUUCCGUUGUCAAAAAUUAGUUGAAAUUGCUCUCUAAUGUGAAUAUGGACUGCAUUGUUUUUAAUAUAAUUAUAAAAUACCUAACAUAAAACUAUCUUUAAAAAUCAAUAGAAGUGUAAAUAGUAAAACAUUAAUUAAAAUGGAGGCAGUCACUAUAUGAUUUUCAGGUUAACUUCCUGGUAUUAACGUGACAAGUUGAUCUUUCUGUUUUGAAAUUUAAGUUAAAUAUUUAUGAAGAACUGGGCUCUAACUCGGAGUGUGAGAGAAGGUAAACUUAUCGGAUUUGGACACUAUUUCAUUAAGUCCUGUCAUAUGCCUGUUCAGUCUCUGGCAAGUGUGUGAAGACUCAGCAAUUAUUAAUUGAUUUGUUGGUGUUUGCUUUGCGUACAUAGUUCCCCAAGAAUGUUAUACCACUUCAUCAUGACUUCGUUUACUCACCCUGAAAUUUUAUGUCUGACACUUUAUAGCUUUUGGUGGUUAAUUGACUGAAAUGUUUUUAUGAUUUAAAUACUUUAAUUCCAGUGUUUGGUUCCCAUCUCUGCUGUUCUGUAUGUCAGUUACUUAUGAGUUUGAGAUCUGCUUUCCUGUAAGUUAGAAAUUAUUUUUGUUUAUUUGUGGUUUCUGCUUUGGAAAUGAAAUCUGCUUUGGGCUGAAAGUUGGCAGAUGGCAUCACAGCUAGAGAGUGGUAAUUUUGUGGGGGAAGAUUUAGUUAUAACCAGAUAUGCAGGAGUCUUCCUUGAUGCUGCUCUCUCGCUCAAACCCCAUGUCUAGCCUGUCACCAGGUCCUGUUGAUUUUACCUCUGAAAAACCUCUUACCUCUGUUCUCUCCUCUCCGUCUUCCUGUCAUUCCUUUUACCCAGGAUCUUAGCAUUUCUAAGCUGAACUGGGCAAGAGCCUCAUCCCUGGCUUCCCUGCCCUCAGUCUGGACCUCUCCAAUUAACUUCUCAAACUACAGUCAAAGUGGUCUUAUAAAACAUGAAGCUGAUUGUAAAGCACCCUGAUUGGAAUCUUUCAGUAGCUGUUCAGAGCCUCCUGGGUAAUGGCGACAUGGCUUCUCUUGUGUAAAGUCCCUUAAGCGAGGUCUGCCAUCUGACUUUUUCUGGCCUCUUCUCUCCCCACUCCCGUAUUCUUCUGCACCACUUAUACAAACGUACGCAUAGUUUCUUGAGCAUUGCGGGCUGCUUCUGCUCUUUGCACCUUGUAAGCAUGCUUUUUCCUCUGAUUGCAAUGCCGUCUCCUCUCUUGUUCAUCUGGAAAACUCCUGUUUAUCCUUCAAGACUCCGCUCCAGUGCCGUGUCUUCUGUAAAGUCUUCCUCUCCGUUGCCAAGCAGAGUCAGUGUUCCUUCACUUGUUUGAAUAGCCCUGGCCAUUGUCCUCUUUGUUAUAUGGUCCUGCAUACCAAUUAUUGAUUAUCAUGUCUGUCGCCUUCACCAGACUGUGAGCUCCCAAAGAGCAGGGAUAAUUUUUAUAUUUCUAACGCUUAGUAGACACCAAGACAUAGAGUGGGUGUUUGAAAUUUUUUUUGAAUGAGUUAAUUGAAUACAUUCAGAAGUGUUUCUUUGAAGCACAAAUCCAAAUUCUUUGGAUAAUAGCAUAUGAUUUGAUGUUUUAUGCACAAAAGCAAAAACACUUAAAAAAUGUCACUUGUGCUAAAAUUAAACUUUCACAAUAUAAUAUGAGCAGUGAGAAAUGGCAGGGAAACAGGAUGUCUGCAAGUUAUAAAAUUGUAUGACUGUACAGGUUAGAAAUGUUGUUAAGGGUUACUUCAACCAUAAGGUUAAGGUGAAUGUUGGUAUAGCUGGCAUGACUCUUGGUCUGAAAUGGUUAAACAGGAGAAUUCCUGAGCUGCUGCAGGUUGGGAAACUGAAGCACCAUUGAAAUCGAUCUGUUAUUUUACCAAAGGAGAGCAUUUAAAAAUCACUCCCCAGCUCCUCAAGUGCAGACAGAAUACAGUCAACUGGCAAGAAGACCCAGGGUGCUGAGACUGAAGAAAGUCAGAGGGCUACAAGGUCUCUCACCUGGAAAGAAGGCCAUUUCCUAAUGACCAGUAGUGAGCAGUGGUCAUUGUGCAGAGGGUAUUGGAAAAGGAGAUAAAGCCCUAAUGAUGCAGGUGAUGAUGAUACUGUAACUCUAAUUGGGUCAUAAGCAGAGGCUGAGGACAAGGCCUUGACCCCAGGAAGCGAGCCAGCAUCAUGAGGGUCUCAAGUGAGGGGAUUAUUCAGGUAGACGAAAAAUGGCAACUAGAUCUGAACAGAAACAAUUCUUAGUAUUGGGGAAUUGGAAAUAUAUCGGAGCCCCAAGAUAUGUCAAUGAUUGCUGCCUAUUCUAAAGAACUGUGUAGAAAGUAAACUAUGUGAAGUUCUAGUCCAUCUAACAGAUAUCAAUAAGAACAGUGCACAUUUAAUCACAAAGUCCUACUCGGAGAUCAAUAAAUAUGUCUAGGCAUGGGUGGCUUGAUGUAGAAGCUCAGUUCCUGGUCCCUGUUCUUUUUUCUUUCAGAGAUCAUUGAGAUUGAGUUAAUCACAUUGCAAUUUAUUCAUGUGUUUACCUGCUUAUUUCUUCUACUUGGCUGUGACCUCCUCAAAGGCAAAGUCUCUGCCAAAUUUAUGGUUUACUCCAUUAUCUACCAGAGUCCCUAGAACAAAAUAAAUAGCCACUAAGUUCUUAAUGAAGGAAUGAACCAGUGUGCUUGUUGCCCUGUGUUUUGCACUUGCUGGUUUAUAUGUUGGUUGCUAUUUGCUGCUGAGAUUCUGUGUCCUUUCAGCAUUGUCUCAGGAUUGGAUUAUUCUAGAAUAGGUGUUCCAUUACUGCAGUUGCAUUGCCUUCCUUGGCCAGUCCGUAUGUGUGUGUUGCAUUAUCUGUGCUACCUGGCCUUGUUGAUGCUUUCCUUCUUUGCAUCUUUGUGGUCAUCUUCCCGCCUUUGCCCAGGCAGUCACAGUCCCUCUGCCCUUUAAGGGAAGUCUCUAAUCCCUGUGAGCACCCACCCCAAAUAGAUGUUUGUUUAUAUCUUUAAAAAUAAGUAAAUUUCUUUCUAAAUAAUAAUAUCUUAUACACAUUUGAAAACAUACACAAAAAGGAAAAGGAUGAGGUAAUUGAAACAAUGUAUUUUCUUUUCUUUUUUUGAGUUAGACCAACAGUUUUAUUGAAAGAUGAGAACAGAGCCACUUCCCCCGAGCAUCCUGGCAGCGUUGGCCUCAGUUACAGGACAUUAUGUAUCCUGCAGCCCUAGAGAGCCAGAAUAUGUUUUCUAUAAUUUAUAAUCUACUUAAUUUUCAAAGGAGAAAGCAAUGUGAUGGAGAUUUUUUAAAAUGUAUUGUUUUUGAAAACCUUGCUUUAACCUCUUUUGAAUGAUUCAAAAGUCUGAUUCUAAUUUAAGUUUAUUUCAAUAUUUGCUUUUAAGGGCUUAUAAUUAUAGCUGAAAAAGCUACCUUCUAGAGAUAAGCAGAUCCAAAUGAAAGCAGUACUACAUUUACUAAAGUUUUCAAUUCUAUCUACCAAUUUUGUAAAGUUUUUAAAAUUGAAAUCAGGCUAGUAAAUAUCCGUUUUCUUGAUGUGAAUCAUUCAUUCUUGCACAUUAAUCGGAAGAUGUUACACAGUUACUUUGUUAACAAAUGGGUUCAAACCUUAUUAAACUCCUUGAAAGAGAAACCAAGUUAGAAAAAUUCUGCUUUCAAGUAUUUUAGUUGUGCAGAUAUGAAAGUGUUUAUAGGUGUCCUGUGUAGUUUUUGGCAGCAUAAUCAUAUAGUGAUGAAAACAUUUCCAAAUAACCAUUUUCAGUCUGCUCUCUGCACAUCACAAGUCUCUUUCUGAAAGAAGUUCCUUUCUGUCUUACUGAGGAAACAUGACUUUUACCCUAAAGAUACAAAUUAAGUAUAUUUGUUUUUGGAAAUACUUGCUUAGGUAGCAAUUUGCUGGUGGCUAUUUAUAAUCUCAGAAAGGUCAGAAAAUUUGGGACACUCACCUUUGUGUGAAAAAUAUGUGCAAAACUCACCUUUAAACUUAAUGGCUUUUUAAAAAGUGUUUUAUCUUGACAUAAUCAGAGAAAUUUAGGUGGAUCAAAAUGUUUCUCAUGGAUACAUCCUAUCAUAUUAUAAAAUACUGUAAAUAUUCUUCUAUAUCUUAAAGGUUUUAAUUUUUUAAAGUUCAGUGCUACCCUCAGCAUGUGGUGCAUUUCUUGUCUGUAAAUUAUGUAACGAUAUUAUUGCUGAGUCCUUUAGCAUGGAAUCCACCCUCCUCCCCCUUUUAAAAAAUUCCAGUCAAUUUCCAUUCCAUUAGGGGUUAGAAUUAAAUAGUUUGUCCAAAAACAACUUUUUUUAAAGUCAAUUAAUUUUGAAGUAUAUAUCUCCUCCACUACUUUAAUAUCUCUAAUAUCUUUCUUGUUGUAGUGAUACUGUAAACUGGAACAUGUUGGAAACAUCUGUCCUUUUAUCCAAACUCCUACCCUGAAAAAUUUAUUCCUGUACUUAUUUCUUGAGAUUUUUGUCAGUGUUUUCUACGUGUUAUCUGGUGGUACUUCCUCACCAAAAAGAUGCAUCACAUUUUUUUCCCUAAAUUGUUUCACAAGUAUAUCAUGCAUAUUUCCAUGGCAGGAAGAAUAAAUGUUUUCUAAAUGG
Molecule: messenger RNA, 5352 nt
Organism: Equus quagga
Lineage: Eukaryota; Metazoa; Chordata; Mammalia; Perissodactyla; Equidae
Gene: MTHFS
Product: methenyltetrahydrofolate synthetase
Exons: 3
Coding region: 77-688 (203 amino acids)
Biological process (GO): folic acid-containing compound biosynthetic process; tetrahydrofolate interconversion
Cellular component (GO): mitochondrion
Molecular function (GO): 5-formyltetrahydrofolate cyclo-ligase activity
Source: RefSeq, a predicted model, not a curated record